AUGACUAUACCGGCUACAAGAAAAGAUCUCAUGAUAGUAAAUAUGGGUCCUCACCACCCAUCAAUGCAUGGUGUUCUUCGACUGAUCGUUACUCUCGAUGGUGAAGAUGUUAUUGAUUGUGAACCCAUAUUGGGAUAUUUACACAGAGGGAUGGAAAAAAUAGCAGAAAACCGAACAAUUAUACAAUAUCUUCCUUAUGUAACACGUUGGGAUUAUUUAGCUACUAUGUUCACAGAGGCAAUAACGGUAAAUGCACCAGAACAAUUGGAAAAUGUUCAAGUACCUCAGAGAGCCAGUUAUAUCAGAGUAAUUAUGCUGGAGCUGAGCCGUAUAGCUUCUCAUUUGUUAUGGCUUGGCCCUUUUAUGGCGGAUAUCGGUGCACAGACUCCUUUUUUCUAUAUUUUCAGAGAGAGAGAAUUGUUAUAUGAUUUAUUCGAAGCCGCCACAGGUAUGCGAAUGAUGCAUAAUUAUUUCCGCAUCGGAGGAGUAGCUGCUGAUCUACCUCAUGGCUGGAUAGAUAAAUGUUUGGAUUUCUGCGAUUAUUCUUUAACUGGAGUUGUUGAAUAUCAAAAACUUAUUACACGGAAUCCCAUUUUUUUGGAACGAGUUGAAAGAGUGGGCAUUAUUGGUGGAGAGGAAGCAAUAAAUUGGGGUUUAUCAGGACCAAUGUUACGAGCUUCUGGAAUCCAAUGGGAUCUUCGUAAGGUUGAUCAUUAUGAGUGUUACAAUGAAUUCGAUUGGGAAGUCCAAUGGCAAAAAGAAGGAGAUUCAUUAGCUCGUUAUUUAGUACGAAUAGGUGAAAUGGGGGAAUCUAUAAAAAUUAUUCAACAGGCUCUAGAAGGAAUUCCUGGAGGUCCCUAUGAGAAUUUAGAAGUCCGACGCUUUGAUAGAGCAAAAAAUUCCGAAUGGAAUGAUUUUGAAUAUAGAUUUAUUAGUAAAAAACCUUCACCCAAUUUUGAAUUGUCGAAACAAGAACUUUAUGUCAGAGUAGAAGCCCCAAAAGGAGAAUUAGGAAUUUAUUUGAUAGGGGAUAAUAGCAUUUUCCCCUGGAGAUGGAAAAUUCGUCCACCCGGUUUCAUCAAUUUGCAAAUUCUUCCUCAGCUAGUUAAAAGAAUGAAAUUGGCUGAUAUCAUGACAAUACUAGGUAGUAUAGAUAUCAUUAUGGGAGAAGUUGAUCGUUGA
This is a messenger RNA of Phoenix dactylifera (date palm), 1182 nucleotides long. The record is from the annotation of a RefSeq genome assembly. Lineage: Eukaryota; Viridiplantae; Streptophyta; Magnoliopsida; Arecales; Arecaceae.